CCUACGUUCCUUGUGGAACUGUCCAGAGUGCUGGCAAAUCCAGGAAACAGUCAGGUUGCCAGAGUCGCAGCUGGUCUACAAAUCAAGAACUCUUUGACAUCGAAAGAUCCAGAUAUAAAGGCACAAUAUCAGCAGAGGUGGCUUGCUAUUGAUGCUAAUGCUCGACGGGAAGUCAAAAACUACGUUUUGCAGACCUUGGGCACAGAAACUUAUCGGCCUAGUUCUGCCUCACAAUGUGUGGCUGGUAUUGCUUGUGCAGAGAUCCCAGUAAACCAGUGGCCAGAACUCAUUCCUCAACUGGUAGCCAAUGUCACAAACCCCAACAGCACCGAGCAUAUGAAAGAGUCAACAUUGGAAGCUAUUGGUUACAUUUGCCAAGACAUAGACCCAGAGCAGCUACAGGACAAAUCCAAUGAGAUUCUGACUGCCAUAAUCCAGGGGAUGAGGAAAGAAGAGCCUAGCAAUAAUGUGAAGCUGGCUGCUACCAAUGCACUCCUGAACUCAUUGGAGUUCACCAAAGCGAACUUUGACAAAGAGUCUGAAAGGCACUUUAUUAUGCAGGUGGUCUGUGAAGCCACACAGUGUCCAGAUACAAGGGUACGAGUGGCUGCUCUGCAGAAUCUAGUGAAGAUAAUGUCUUUGUAUUAUCAGUACAUGGAGACAUACAUGGGUCCUGCUCUUUUUGCAAUCACAAUCGAAGCAAUGAAAAGUGACAUUGAUGAGGUGGCCCUACAGGGCAUAGAGUUUUGGUCCAAUGUCUGUGAUGAAGAAAUGGAUUUGGCCAUUGAAGCUUCAGAGGCAGCAGAACAAGGACGCCCCCCUGAGCACACCAGCAAGUUUUACGCUAAGGGAGCACUACAAUACCUGGUUCCCAUCCUUACACAGACACUAACUAAACAGGAUGAAAACGAUGACGACGAUGACUGGAACCCCUGCAAAGCAGCAGGGGUGUGCCUCAUGCUUCUGUCCACCUGCUGUGAAGAUGACAUUGUGCCACAUGUCCUCCCCUUCAUUAAAGAACACAUCAAGAACCCUGAUUGGCGAUAUCGGGAUGCAGCAGUAAUGGCCUUUGGAUGUAUCUUGGAAGGACCAGAGCCUAAUCAGCUCAAACCACUAGUUAUACAGGCUAUGCCUACCCUAAUAGAAUUAAUGAAAGACCCCAGUGUAGUUGUUCGAGACACAACAGCAUGGACUGUGGGCAGGAUUUGUGAGCUGCUCCCUGAAGCUGCCAUCAAUGAUGUCUACUUGGCACCCCUGCUGCAGUGUCUGAUUGAAGGCCUCAGUGCUGAACCCAGAGUGGCCUCAAAUGUGUGCUGGGCUUUUUCCAGUCUGGCUGAAGCUGCGUAUGAAGCUGCAGAUGUAGCAGAUGAUCAGGAAGAACCAGCCACCUAUUGUUUAUCUUCUUCAUUUGAACUCAUAGUUCAGAAGCUUCUGGAGACCACAGACAGACCUGACGGACACCAGAACAACCUGAGAAGUUCUGCAUAUGAAUCUCUAAUGGAAAUUGUAAAAAAUAGUGCCAAGGACUGUUAUCCUGCAGUGCAGAAAACAACUCUGGUCAUUAUGGAACGACUGCAGCAGGUGCUUCAGAUGGAGUCACAUAUCCAGAGCACGUCAGAUAGGAUCCAGUUCAAUGACCUUCAGUCCUUGCUUUGUGCAACUCUUCAGAAUGUUCUUCGGAAAGUGCAACAUCAAGAUGCUUUGCAAAUCUCUGAUGUGGUCAUGGCCUCCCUGUUACGGAUGUUCCAAAGCACAGCUGGGUCUGGGGGAGUGCAAGAAGAUGCCCUGAUGGCAGUUAGCACACUGGUGGAAGUGUUGGGUGGUGAAUUCCUCAAGUAUAUGGAAGCCUUUAAACCGUUCCUGGGCAUUGGAUUGAAAAAUUAUGCUGAGUACCAGGUGUGUUUGGCAGCUGUUGGCUUAGUUGGAGACUUAUGCCGAGCCCUACAAUCUAACAUCUUACCUUUCUGCGAUGAGGUGAUGCAGCUGCUCCUGGAGAACUUGGGGAAUGAGAAUGUCCACAGGUCUGUGAAGCCACAGAUUCUGUCUGUGUUUGGUGAUAUUGCCCUUGCGAUUGGUGGAGAGUUUAAGAAAUACCUAGAGGUGGUAUUGAAUACUCUGCAACAGGCCUCCCAAGCACAGGUGGACAAGUCAGACUUUGACAUGGUGGAUUAUCUGAAUGAGCUAAGAGAAGGCUGCUUGGAAGCUUAUACUGGAAUUGUCCAGGGAUUGAAGGGAGAUCAAGAGAACGUACACCCGGAUGUAAUGCUGGUACAGCCCAGAGUAGAAUUUAUUCUGUCUUUUAUUGACCACAUUGCUGGAGACGAGGAUCAUACAGAUGGAGUAGUAGCCUGUGCUGCUGGGCUGAUAGGGGACUUAUGUACAGCAUUUGGAAAGGAUGUACUGAAAUUAGUAGAAGCUAGGCCAAUGAUCCAUGAACUAUUAACUGAAGGACGAAGAUCGAAGACUAACAAAGCAAAAACCCUUGCUACGUGGGCAACAAAAGAACUGAGGAAACUGAAGAACCAAGCUUGAUCUGGUACCAUUGGGAUGAUAACCUGAGACCCCCACUGGAAAUCUCCAAUCUUUUGAAAAACCCGGAAGUGAGGCGUGUGCAAGGAUGCUGAAUGUUUGGGAAUGAGAGGAUGAGUGAGUGAGGCUUGAAAACACACCACAUUGAAAUCCUGCCGCAGCCGACAACAGCAGCGCUGUUAGUGAGCUAAGUAAACACUGACUUCGUAGAACACCAUAACAUCGGCCAUCUUGGAAAAAAGAAACUGGAUUUACUUGCUAAUUAAAAAAAAAAAAAAAGCUGUCUCUUCCCAGGGGAGGCUAGAACUAGCUUUUCUGCUUUGGCUGGUGCCGAAUGGAAUGACUGGUUGGGAGAGGAGGGACUGGGUUCAACUGUGGUGCUUUGUUGUAAAAGGCAGCCUGGCCUUUGCUACUGAGGAGAAAGAUGGAGCCCGGGUAUUGAGCCCACCCUCACUGUACCUUUGCCACAUGGUACUGUAUACAUGCCGGUUAGAAGGAGCGUGAGGGAUCUUACAGUCUGAGAAUGAGUGUGUGUGAGUGAGGCGGUAUCCACAUUCUCAACUUCAUCAUUGCAGUUUCUUUUUCCCAGAAAAUAAGGGGUUAGAUGUUGCAUUUCAUAAACUAACUGAAGUUCUGUCUACUGAUGCAGCACAAGAGACCUGUUUAAAAAAAAUAGGGAAGACGCUCUUUAGGUUUGUUUUUGUUUUUUAAUUAUUCUAGGGAAAACUGACAAUGGUCAGAGCUCCUAUCUGAGCUUUUCCUCAAGGCGCCUUUCCUGAUACGGUUCAACUGUGAAUGUAGAAGGGGGGAGGGGGGAGAAAAAGACAACUCUGGAGUUAGAGGAUAUAGAAAAAUAAAAGUACAAUUGUUACAGAUAAAAAAUGCAGACUUCAAAGACAGAAAAAGUCACAACCCAAACCAAAAUUUAAAUACUCAAAAAUUGGCAUCACAAAAAAAAAAAAAAAGCUCUCUCCUGACAUGGCAGUCUGAAUGCCCCCAGAAAAUUGUGCCAAAGAGUUUAGAAAACAAAUGUACAAUAAAAGUUAAACACAUACAUGUACACAUACACACACACACAAAAAAAAAAAAAAAAAAAAAGCAAACUUCAGGUAAC
Nannospalax galili (Upper Galilee mountains blind mole rat) is the source of this 3643-nucleotide messenger RNA. RefSeq names its product karyopherin subunit beta 1 (gene Kpnb1). Lineage: Eukaryota; Metazoa; Chordata; Mammalia; Rodentia; Spalacidae. Gene Ontology annotation, molecular function: nuclear import signal receptor activity; small GTPase binding. Gene Ontology annotation, cellular component: nucleus; cytoplasm. Gene Ontology annotation, biological process: protein import into nucleus. The record is from RefSeq and is a predicted model, not a curated record.